UGGCAUAUCUUUUCAGUAAGGAGGAAAGAUUGUUUUAGCUCAGCUAUUUAUAUUGAUGAUUUUCAAAAGAGGACCUUUGAAUACUGCUUAAAAGUGUUUCCGCUGAUUAUGGUUAGCCUAAGCAAUGAUAGUACAAGGCAAGGGGCCUACUUCUUUGACCAACAAAAUGACCAGUUGAACCAAUCUCAGGAUGAUGAUGAUCUUUUGUUGGCCCACAACUGGUCUGGGGAUGAAGAGCCCAAGUUUCACAAAGUAAAGACAGUUCCUGUUUCCUAUUGUCAAGUCUUCUUACUGAUGUGCUAUGAAAUGUUGCUAUUUCUUGUUCCAUAUGGAUUAGAAAAGAGAUUGAACCUAGAUGAUAAGAAGAGCUUCUCUAUCUUGGUAUACAGCCACCUCUUGCUCUGGUUAAUUGUUGGUGUAAUUACUUACUACUCUCAACAUCAACAUGAAGUGAUGAAGAAAAAUGGAUAUGUUGAAUUCUAUUCAACUAUCAAAACAAUACAUAAGAUACCAUUCCACACAUUAUGUGUAGGUAAUGCAUUGUCACUUCUACUGGCUAUGCUGGCUACUGAUCUAGAAUUAUAUAAAAAGAAAGAGGUUCUUGAGCCUGUAAUGUUCUUGGAAUUGAUACUUACAUUGGAAUGGCUGAUUGCUGUCUGUUGCACUAUCAAAUACAUCAGUAUGGUGAGGGCGUUCAACAGGGCUAAGCCUGCACCAGAUGUAGAACAAGAGGAGGUUAUGACCUUAUUAACCCAAGCCCAUAUGCAUCGACAUGAGGUUGGCUUUAGAGAUGGGGAUUACCAUGACAACCUAUUAGAGAAGCAAGGUGAUAUGAUUCGUUACCUGAAGGAACAUAAUGAAUGUUUAAGUAAACGCAUCAUGACAAUAAAAACAUCAACUCACGCUGAACUACUUAGCAGUAUGUCCAGGUGAAGGGAAUUACUUACUAUGGGAUAUGAUGUGAGAGCAAGUGGUUGCUUCAACUGAACCUGUGUACAUUUCAUUUAUCCUGAAAUAACAAGGUCAAGCAGAUAUAUGUAUAGAACUGUGGUUGCAGAGCUGUAUUUAUUUUACAUUUAAUGUUGCCCACCAAGUUUAUGUGACUGAUGUAUAGAAAAAUUGACAAAGAUCUAUAAUCUUGAGGAGUGUGCGAUUGUAACAGUAGUUGUAUUGUUUCUGCUGAUGCAGUUGCAGAUCUUAUUUAAGUUGUCCUCUUCCAUGAUCCAUGGUGUAUAAUAAUAAUACACUGCAGGUAAUAAUAAUAAUUAGCUAUAUUUUAACACAGGAAAACUUGUUUCAACUAGAGUUGUUCUUCACGUCUGUGAAGAAGCAAAAAAUUAACAAAUUGAAAUUAACAUACAUUUAGUUAAUUGUACAACUUAAAGAAAACCAAAAGUACAAUUAAUACAACAAUUAUUCGAUAUGGAAAUGUCGCCAUUCUAAAGGAGUCCGCGUGCAUUCCCCAAUGGAAAUUUGUUGAGCAAAUAAUUAUUGCACUUUAGCUAGGUUGGCUGGCUGGGCUGGGCUCAAAUGUUAUACUGUAAAUCCCUUUCUCCGGCUAGCACUCCCUUUAUUUAGCCUCCCUGAAGAGGCUUCUGUGCAUUAUGAAAACUUUGUAGAUUAAAUUGUAUAUUUUUGUUUAUGUUAAUUUAUCUUUUGGCACUUGGCUAACAAUAAACUUCCAAUAGAGA
Anneissia japonica is the source of this 1691-nucleotide messenger RNA. RefSeq names its product transmembrane protein 192-like. Gene Ontology annotation, cellular component: lysosomal membrane; late endosome. The transcript has 7 exons. The coding region runs from base 109 to 933 and encodes 274 amino acids. The record is from RefSeq and is a predicted model, not a curated record. NCBI's taxonomy places the organism in Eukaryota, Metazoa, Echinodermata, Crinoidea, Comatulida, Comatulidae.